Molecule: messenger RNA, 2939 nt
Organism: Bombyx mori (domestic silkworm)
Lineage: Eukaryota; Metazoa; Arthropoda; Insecta; Lepidoptera; Bombycidae
Product: actin nucleation-promoting factor WASL-like
Exons: 3
Coding region: 911-1714 (267 amino acids)
Source: RefSeq, a predicted model, not a curated record
CGUAAAUUUGCCACCCAACUUGAAAUAUAAGCUCUAAGGUCUCAAGUAUAGUUACAAUGUAUGUCCUCCGUAUGAGUAUAUCCUUUUGGGGAGGCUUAAACGACAAAGGGAAGAUCUUCCACCGAGCGGGUGAUAUUGCUCGGUAGACCGACGGUCGUAGUGUUUGUUUUUUUUUUUUUUUCAAAGAUUCAAGCAUCUGUCAAUUUUUUUUUUUUUAAUUUCUUUGAUGAUGGACGAGCUCACAGCCCACCUGGUGUUAAGUGGUUACUGGAGCCCAUAGACAUCUACAACCUAAAUGCGCCACUCACCUCGAGAUAUAAGUUCUAAGAUCUCAGUAUAGUUACUGUUCGCGCGCGAGCUCCGAGGAUUUUUAAGGAAUGUUGACGUAUUGAGCUAGUGUUGUAAUUAGUCGAUAUUGCGCUAUCGAUACUAACACAUCUCAAGCCUCCGUGCGAGUGUAAAUUAUAAAAUAGUUUUAAAAGGGUAUUAUGUACUUGAAAUAAAUAAAUAAAACAAUUGAUCACGUAUGAAUUUCAUUUAAUGAACUGAUUCUUAUUGAACAAAAUGAACGUGAAAUCUUAUUAAUUACUCUCGCAAGCAGAUUAAUCAGUAGUUGAAGAAUUUUAUGUACUCUCCUCACAUACUUCAAUAAUAAAUGAUUCGACAACAUCCUCCAUUAAGCCAUUCUUUUGCCAGAAAUAUUCCUCUAAUGCUAAGACAUGUUUAUUAUGCUAGUGCUCGCCAUUCCUUUUUCAUCAAAUUAAAUAUAUAUUUGUGCAAACAAAAAGACUUAUAAGUGUAAGACUAUGUAUUGUAUGUAAUUAACACUGCUAUCGCAAAAUUAAAAACAACGUGUCGGUAAACGUACUCUCACGUUAAUGUCAACACUAGUACUGGGAGAGUGCGGGGUAUGAAGCGACGGUCGGGCGCGGUGCACGCCCGCCCGCUUCCUCAGCCCCCGAAUCCUCGGAGCUCGCGCGCGGAGUAUACAUUGCGUUGUAUGAUGAUGGCUACCCACCACAUCCUCUGUAAUGAAGUCGCUGUGUGGCAGCUGGCGGAGGCGGAGCGGAAGCUGUCGGAGCUGGAGCGCAGGGGGGGGCGGCGCUCGACCCUCAUGUCGCGGAUCAACUACUUCGAGAACGCGGGCGGAGACAGGAGGGACGUGCAGAGGGAAACAAGAGAACUUCAAGAAGUCAAAGAAGUGGCCGAAGUUGUAGAGAUGAGACAAGAAGUCGCGGAAGUCACCGAGCCCUCAGGUUCAGCAGUAUCUGCGCGUCCCCCCUCGCCGCCCGCUGUUCCAGAAGUGGCUGAACGUGCCCCCUCGCCGGUCGCGCCCUCCGCUCCCCCCGCCCCGCCGACACAGCUCCCCCCGCCGCCGCCUCCCCCCCCUCCCCCUCCACCGCCCCCGGCAGUGUUCAACGCAGGGCCGACUGAAGACAUGGCCAAAAUGCUGUCAAACAAACAGGGAACUCUGAAGAGAAGCAAGCAGAACAAUGGUGGCGCAAUCGACGCUAUAGUGGACCAAAUCAAAGGAGGGAAAUUCCAAUUAAAGUCAACCGACCAGAACUUCCUCGAGCGAAAACCCAAAGACGACCAGCCAGAAGCUGUCAAGGAAAUGCUGGCCAUCCUCGGAACGCUGAGGAAGAGACGCAACGUGAACCGGCCCUGCUUCGUGGCCGGCGCGGAGAAGCACGGCGACGACAGCCUCACGUAAUGACAGCUGUCAGAUUUGACACACGUCAAUAUAUAGAGCAUAAAUUGUUAGUGGAAAAUAAUGGAACAAAACGGAUGGAUAUGUUGUCAUAUCUGAACUAUAGAUUGUUUAAAACGUAUAUAAUUACGAUAUUUUAUAUUGUUAACGUUUCUUCUGUAAAAUUGAGAGACCACCACUCAAAUAACUUCUGGCUCUCGGUGACAGAUGCGAAACUUGAUAUUGUGCCAAUCUCGCCAAGGAGGGAUUUUGAAACUCGAAUCAUUAAGAAGACUUUUUGACGGGAACUCGAGAAGUGAAACUGUGUGAUUUAUUUUAUUUUGUCAAUUUAGUUUUUCUUCAGGGUUAAAUGAGUAAUAAUGGUGGUUUAUUAACUGCUUAGUAACUAAAAGUGCACAAAUGUGGGAAACUGAACAAAUCCGCUUGACGUAACUUCUCGAGAUCCUCUAAAAGUCCACUAAAAAAGUCACAGUAAAUGACCACCAUUUUACUGAGAUUAUAUUUCAUCCCAUAUCAUCUCAUUUCAUUAAAAAUAUUAGGCUGUAUGGUAUGACACCUUUGCCUUUUCAGUUGGAAAAAGAAAACUACUAGUUACUACUGAUAUACCGUACUUAUCGGAGGAAUUGACAUUUGAUUCGGAAUGCGACUAAGAUCUCAGAGACCCACUCGUCGUAGUCCGUGGUAUAUAUAUUUUUUGUAUAUUAACGACUAUUAGUCGAAGUAUUCCGUAUAUCUGGUAUUUUGUAUGAAUUUUAAAUAAAUUAACUUUACAUUUGGAAAACAAAAUUUUACAAAACCUAGGGUAAACAUUCCGAAUUCAUACAAAAUUAUCUCAGUAAAAAUAGAGAUUGUCUCCCAUGUGUUUUAGAAUCAAACAUUAUUUGAAUAUGUAAACAAACCGAAGUGCCUUAAUAUAAGAGUUUAUAAAUAGGAUUAGUAUAUUUACACCAAGGUAAGAUAAAAUAUAUAUUUAAAAAUAUAUUUGUACAAUAAAUUAAAAGAAUAGAAUGUAAUUUUGUUGUUUAAGUAAUUAAUAAAAUGUAUUCUCAUUAAUAAUAAGAGAGUAUACAAAGUGAAAAAAAAAAGUUUUUAGUAUUUUUUCUGUCAAUUACACAGUUACCUGCGGUGCCAUUACAUUCGAAAAAUGCAUUUUGUAAAGUAUUAUGUACAAUAAUAUAUUUUCUAAGAUUUUUAAAUAUUUACAAUAAAAUUGUUUUAAAGUGAGAAA